GUACCGUGGGGGAAAGGGUGAGGAUUUCGACUCCGAUGAUGAGCACCACCACCACCAUCAUCACCAUCACCACGGCAUCGGCAUGGGCCGUCGUCACGGCCGGAAGGUUGGUCAGCCUCACCAUGAUUGACACAGAUAUGAUUGGAGUGACAUCGAUGAUGAGCGCUCCUUCGGACCCCCAUUCGGCAGAACUUCUCCCUCAUUCGGGAGGUUACCUCCCGGCGGUCCCCGACCCGGUGCCCAACAAGGCGGCCAUCCAACACCCUAUCUGGCUGGUAUAGGUAAAUACCGUCAUAGUGACCAUCAAUUUGUGGACCGUGUAAAGGACGGUUUCGGGCACCAUAGAAAUGGGCGGCCCGGUAAAUCCCUUGACCCCCACGGCUCUGGGGAUGAUUGGCAGGGUGGGGGCCAUAAGUUCGGCAGUGUCUCAGGGCCUUGGGAUCGCUAUCAAGCUCACCGUGCUUGGCGCGGGUACAACUACGAUGGUGACUUUGCCCCCCUCGGCGGAAGCCUUUUUGAAAUACUUAAGGAAUUCACAAGAGCUCCUCUAAGUAAUCCCAAGGGCAAACCUCCCCAUCCACCCCCACACUCGUCGGCCAAAACCAAUUCCCAUGUUAUGAACCGCCCAAAGCCUGGAGGUGUCCCCUAUGGUCAGCUCAUCAAGACUUGCAAAGAUCCUGGAAUGGUUGCUCUAACCUUUGAUGAUGGGACAUUCAAAUACACCACUAAAUUGCUGGACAUCCUCAAGAACAAUGGUGGCAUUCGCGCUACUUUCUUUGUCAACGGCAAGAAUGUCGGUGAUCUCAAUGACCAGGCGAUGAAGGACACCCUCAAAAGGAUUAUGGCAGAUGGCCACCAAAUCGGUUCUCAUACUUUCUCCCAUAAACCUUUGUCUCCUCUCUCGGAGAUGGAUAAGAUUUCGGAAAUGGUCAAACUCGAGAAUGCCCUCCACGGAAUCAUUGGCAAGAAGCCUACUUACAUGCGCCCCCCGAGCUUUGAAUGCAACGACAAGUGCAUGAAGUUCAUAGAGGGGCUUAGAUACCACGUCAUUAGUGAGAACCUCGACGCUCAGGACUGGAAGAACAUGGGCAACAUGCAAGUAUCCAAGGACAUCGUCAACAAGGCCGUAGAUGGGGCCGACUCCAAGAAGAACAACUUUAUUGUUCUUGCUCACGACAUUCACGGGGCUACCGUCGAGCAGUUGGCUUAGCACAUGAUUGACAAGUUCAAGGGGAAGGGAUACAGAUUCGUCACCGUUGGAGAGUGCCUCGGGGAUGCAUCAGAGAACUGGUACAGGAACAAAUAAGGCCGUUCGCUAGAUAUUGUGUCAACACCCUCGUUCUUAGCGGAGGGUACCUUUUCUUCCCAGUCACUCUUUUCUUCCUCUUCCUUAUUGAACAUGUCACUCCAUCCCCCUUUUUUAAUAGCGAUGGUUUCUUUUCUUUUAUUUACCGAAACCUACCGCUCCAGUCCGGAGCGAUCCGAUGUCAUUGUCUAUCCCCCCGGCGGCCAAAAGUUUGCCCCUCAUCCCUUCACCCCCCCAUCCCACUGUUCCAUAUGCCCUCCUCCUUGCAUAGAGCAUGUUAUUACCGUACUUAAGAUGUACCAAUUGUAGGUUUCUUUUCAAUUUAUGUUUUGGCUUGGUUUUGCUCGUCUCUAUUGUUAGCUUUUUUCAAUCAUAAGUUAGUAUGGAAUUAAGAAA
Messenger RNA from Tuber melanosporum (Perigord truffle), 1702 nucleotides. RefSeq lists its product as uncharacterized. The transcript has 3 exons. The record is from RefSeq and is a predicted model, not a curated record. Gene Ontology annotation, biological process: carbohydrate metabolic process. The coding region runs from base 617 to 1210 and encodes 197 amino acids. Gene Ontology annotation, molecular function: hydrolase activity, acting on carbon-nitrogen (but not peptide) bonds. NCBI's taxonomy places the organism in Eukaryota, Fungi, Ascomycota, Pezizomycetes, Pezizales, Tuberaceae.